Molecule: messenger RNA, 1503 nt
Organism: Fusarium poae
Lineage: Eukaryota; Fungi; Ascomycota; Sordariomycetes; Hypocreales; Nectriaceae
Exons: 1
Coding region: 1-1503 (500 amino acids)
Source: RefSeq, a predicted model, not a curated record
AUGGCUCUUACACAAGACCAAGAAAGAGAAAUAUACUUGGCCUACAAGGACAUCUUCAACAAGAAUUACUCACAGCUUCGAAGGCUCAAAGGUGUUCAGCAGCGCAUCAAUGACACACGAAACCAGCCCAUCGUACAGACUUCGAUCGGGAAGUACGGAAAAAACGAGGUUGUGAAGACUAUUCGUGUGCUGCUGGAGGCCAAAGUUUUUGAAUCCGAGAAAAUCGCCGGAAUGCGAUUUUCCAAAGGAGAACCAUCGCCGCCUCCGACUCUUGAUCCCUUGGACUUGGGACAGAAGGGCGUCACCUUCACCAAUCUCGAUCUCUUACUAGGUACAUCGCCAGAUCCUGUAGAAACACGAGAGCCUCUUAAGAUUGAGAGAGAAGAAGAUAUCCAAGCAUCGCAGGUCUGCGGCGUGUCUUCAGCUGGGGUUGACGAGAGGCUCUCGUCGACGUCGCAUCUGCACGAACAGGAAUUGGAGACACUCCAAAACACUACAACGCUGGUAUCACCCAUCACUGGCAAAGGAAACUUCACAAACAUGGCUGCCUUGAAAGGAAGCCGCUUAGGCUCGACGCUAUUGCCAAUUGUGAAUCCACCCUUCAAAACACAGCACCUUAUCCUCAAACGGAUGCAAACCAUCUUGGAGCAUGUAUGCUUCAACUUCGCCAAGGAUAAUAUGCCCGAGAUUUUAAUCAACAAACGAUGGGACUGCCCUGAAGCGGGCGAAUUGGAUAUUUGGGUGAUACAAUUUAAAAAGAGGUUGGGCGAGCUGGAACGUCGUGCUUGCUCGAAAGGUAUAGAAGUCUCUCUGGGGCCUCUUUUGAAUUCAAUCUCAAAUAUCCGUCACCUCGCUGUUCAUCGCCGGUUGAUUCAUGCCAACCAUCUCGCAUUGUUGUCGAGCCACGCUGUUGUGUUCUGUACUCUCCUUGAUACCUCAGACGCGGGUGCUCUAAGUACACUUCAGACGGUUCGAGACUCUGUCGAGAUUCACCUUUCGGCACUUUCUGAUCUGAAACAUGACAUUGGAAAAAAACUUGACAACGCUCUCGAAGAGAUGGCUGCACGUCGAGAGGAACUAGAUGCUCUUGAGCAGAAGAUUAUCCAGGAAGCGCAUGACAAGCUCGAAAGCCACCAGACCAUCGCCUGGAACAAGGUGGACCGGUUGCUUCCCUACAGAUACAACGAACCCUACCCCUUGAAUAUGCCCAAGCCAUCAUCGGUUGGGGGAGUACAAACGAUGCUAUCCCUGUGGUCUAGAUCUCGCCUCUUUCUUGGCCAUGCCUUCUACUCUAUUUCUGUCGUUGUGCAGCUCCUCAAACAACAUAUCGCAGGCUACUUUCAUACGAUCAGGCAAAGCAACAUCAUCCGUUAUGCCUCGAGAGUAUUUCGUUUGAUCCUGUUUAUUUCCAUUCUCAUCCCCCUGCUCGCUUCUGUAGCUUAUCUCAGUCUUGGUGCUUGGGACUUGAUACGUGUGUCGCAAACCAAGAAAGCAUCCGCGUAA